CGCGAAUGCUUGUAUGGGCACACGCACUCGGGGUUGCGCCUUCAGCGUAGUUCUCUCAGUCUAUAUAUAUACAGUAUAUAUAUCUGCCGGGUUACUAUAAAUGGAGAGGAGCGCCUUGGUGGUGCAACUACUUCAGAACGGGGGUUGCUUCGUGUGUCAGGUUUGACUAAAAUGUUUUUAGUUGUGCAAACAUCAGCUGCGGUCGUCCAUUUCUGUAAAUAAGUAAACCAAACUGAUCAUCUAUUCGGUACUGCUCUAUGGCACACCAGAUAGCCCGCCAGUUAAAGCGUUUAAACAUUUAUGCGCGAGAGCUGCGUCAACUAAGCUCCCUCCUCUCCAGAGUCCAUGUCUCCUGUUCCCCCCCGCGUUAGGAUUGCUCUUGGAACAUUCCCCAUCGCAGGGUGUGGAUCCAGAGCCGGCCAGAGAGAACAGCUAACAGGGAGAGAAUUCAGGGAAAGCAGCGAAUAUGAUGUAAAGCUGGUCGAGAAGGAAACACUCGGAGGAGGAAAAAAAUCCAGCGCGAGAAAGGGAUUGAAGGGCAACAAGCGAAGUGAUAAGGACAAGCAGUGGAGGGCAGUUGACUGAGCCUCAGACGGAAGCUAUCUCAACACCGGCUGGCAGAGAAUAGACUGCAGAGGCUGUGCGGGAUGGAAGCCGCAAGACUGAACAUCGCAAGCCUUUCUUUAUCCUGAACCAAGGAACUGGGAGUUUUGUAUAUCUGGAGUAGCAUCGUUUCUGCGGGGAUCACUGAACAUAGCCAGUCAUCGGGAAGACGUGCAAUAGCGGCCUUUUGCGAGCAAUAGCCAACAACUGUAUAUGCAUUGAGACGGUGACGGGGAAUACAAGCAUAAGGAAUGCGGUCCUGUCUUUUUCAAGCUGAAGCGAAACCGACCAAAAUAUCGAAGGCAUAAAUAUGGAAUAUCCCGUUUUCAGACGUGUGGAUUUCUUUUGUAAAUAUUACCCAAAUGCAACGCAUGGCUAGCUCAGCUAGCUAAAGCAAAUAGCUUAGACCAAACUGAGUUGAAAGGGGCGUACAGUUUGUAGCUACGUUUAAAGGCACAUCAUAAUCAAUGCAAAACAAAAAUGGGAGGCUAUCUCUUUUAAGCUUACUCAACCGCAGGUGCAUUAACGUUUAGAUUUUCGCUUUUUAUGGGUUGCUACCCCUUAACAUUUGAGACAUUUAAAAGCAGUUUUACUUUGGUGCCUGGGAUUACAGUCGCACUAUAGCACUUUGCAUAUUGUGUUUUGUGUGCACGUGUAGGUUUCCUGUUCCUGCGCACGAAAAUAUUUAUCACAAUAGUCAAUAUUUACCUUACCGUCACCUGUGUUUUGAUCUCCCUCCUACGACCAGUCAAAGUGUAAGGUCGCUAUAGUGGACAUCUGCGGACUUGAGCUAGUUCCGGAAAAAGUGGAGUUCGUGAUCGUGUUUUUUUUAUGUGUACGUGUGUGGCAGACAGGGUUAAUUAGAAAACAUCGCUAGUUUAAGAGGUAGAUAGAAACUUUUCUCUCUUCCCCUGGAUCGCUAGUCGGAAUACGAGGACUGAGGCGAAACCGAAAGGCUGGGAAGAAUAGCACUAUCGUUAGUUACUACUACCAGUUUGGUUUUUUGACAGAUUUGUUUCCCUUAGGAUACCUAGAGGGAAUCUAAGCGCCGCUAUUGCUAUUUUUAGGGAGAGUGAUGGGGUAAAUGGUGUUAGCCUGAAAUUGAGACCCUCCUCCCAGCCUACCAGCACUUCCAGGUUUAGCUCCGUUUCCCGUGUCAGCUGCUGAAUUGUCCGGACUGUACAACCAAGAGAGAGUCCCUUUUCUCUGCCAGCAAGCUCUCCUCCCUCGCCUAUGACUUAACUGGAAGCUGACUUUUCUGCUUUUCGUUUUUUUCUUUGUGGAACGAACUUUUGGACAUCGCGGGACAAUGCAUGGACCAUGAAAACAGUCGUGCUUUAGGAGUAAACUCAAGUAACCAAAUAAUUUCAUCCGUAUAUACACACAAAGCAUAUAUCUUACAGAAAUAUAUCUAAAAAUAUAUAAGAAAUAUAUUAAAUAAGUAUAUUAUAUUUUUACGUCUGAAUUAAGCAUCGUUGCCUGAUACCCAAUUCAUUGCCUUAGAGAUAGUUAAAUAGUAAUAAAGGGAAAACAGAGGACAGAAGUGGACCUUUUUUGGAAACAAGUUUAUGGUGCCUUUUUCUUUUAUCAGUUCCUUCUGUCUCUUGCUUCAGGAUUGUCUCACUUAUUAAGAAAUAUUUUUGUGCGAGGAACCCAAAUCAGAACUAUAUGUCUAUCUGCCUUUCCAUUGUUGGAUGUAUGUUGCUGGAUCACCGAGUUAAUGAAGAUUUCAGUCAAGGAUUACCAUUACUUGAUGCAUACCCUACUUUUUCCAAAGUAAGAUUUGGGUAGCGCAGCCGGUGACGUUUAUUUGACCCAGUUCUUUUUUUUUGGGGAUACCACGACCCAACACACAAGAGUUUCCGAUGGUGAUCACUUCGGCAGUGGAGGAGAAGCCGCAGCCUUCUAACAGAAUGGUUGCGAACUUACCGACCGAAUCCUGGAUUGGCAACCCAGAUCAAAGUCGCUACCUGCCGCAGUCCCACCUGCUCCGGAAGCCGUCAAAAAGUGGAAGCAGCUCAGGAUGCAAGCCCCCCUCCUCCUCCCUCUGCCAGCCUGCUGCCUUGGGCUUCUCCCCCGCUGAGCCAACCAUGUCGAGCCAGCACAGCCACCCCUCCUUCAGUAACAUCCACUCCAUGGCCGAGCAGCAGCAGGUGCUGUCAGAUAUGACCAUACUGCAGAGGAGGAUCCCCCCGAGCUUUCGAGAUCCUGCCAGCGCUCCGCUCCGAAAACUCUCCGUCGAUCUCAUCAAGACUUACAAGCACAUCAAUGAGGUGUACUACACGAAGAAGAAGCGGCGUGCCCAGCAGGUUCCCCCCGAGGACUCCAGCACCAAGAAGGAGCGCAAGGUCUACAACGACGGCUACGACGACGACAACUACGACUACAUCGUCAAGAACGGGGAGAAGUGGCUGGACCGCUACGAGAUCGACUCGCUCAUCGGCAAGGGCUCCUUCGGACAGGUGGUGAAAGCGUAUGACCACCACGAGCAGGAGUGGGUGGCCAUCAAGAUCAUCAAGAACAAGAAAGCCUUCCUGAACCAGGCCCAGAUCGAGCUGCGCCUGCUGGAGCUUAUGAACAAACACGACACUGAGAUGAAGUACUACAUUGUCCACCUGAAGAGGCACUUCAUGUUCCGCAACCACCUGUGCCUGGUGUUCGAGCUUCUCUCCUACAACCUGUACGACCUCCUGCGCAACACCAACUUCCGCGGCGUGUCGCUCAACCUGACGCGCAAGUUCGCCCAGCAGCUGUGCACGGCGCUGCUCUUCCUGGCCACGCCCGAGCUCAGCAUCAUCCACUGCGACCUCAAGCCCGAGAACAUCCUGCUCUGCAACCCCAAGCGCAGCGCCAUCAAGAUCGUCGACUUCGGCAGCUCCUGCCAGCUGGGCCAGCGGAUCUACCAGUACAUCCAGAGCCGGUUCUACCGCUCGCCGGAGGUGCUGCUGGGGAUGCCCUAUGACCUGGCCAUAGACAUGUGGUCGCUCGGCUGCAUUCUGGUGGAGAUGCAUACGGGGGAGCCCCUGUUCAGCGGCUCCAACGAGGUGGAUCAGAUGAAUAAGAUCGUGGAGGUUUUGGGGGUCCCGCCCAACCACAUGCUGGACCAGGCCCCCAAAGCCCGCAAAUACUUCGACAAGCUGUCCGACGGGCUCUGGACCGUCAAGAAGAACAAGGACAUAAAGAAGGUACUUUAUCCCUCGGCCUCUGAGUACAAGCCCCCGGCCACGCGUCGGCUCCACGAGAUCCUGGGCGUGGAGACUGGGGGCCCCGGGGGGCGGCGGGCCGGGGAGCAAGGCCACGCCCCCUGCGACUACCUGAAGUUCAAGGACCUGAUCCUGCGCAUGCUGGACUACGACCCCAAGACCCGCAUCACGCCCUUCUACGCGCUGCAGCACAACUUCUUCAAGAAGACCACGGACGAGGGCACCAACACCAGCAGCUCCACCUCCACCAGCCCCGCCAUGGACCACAGCCACUCCACCUCCACCACCAGCUCCGUCUCCAGCUCGGGUGGGUCUAGCGGUUCUUCCAACGACAACCGAAAUUACCGGUACAGCAACCGAUACUACAACAGUGCAGUCACUCACACCGACUACGAGAUGCAGAGUCCACAGGCUCCCUCCCAGCAGCAGCUGCGCCUCUGGCCGGGAGGGGAGGGCGGGGUGGGGCCCCUGUCCAACAGCGGCGACCCCGCCUACCCCCAGCUGCUGCUGCACAAGCCGGCCGCCACCCAGCACUCGCGCCACUUCCUGUCCGGGGUGGGCGUCGGGGGCAUGAUGGAGCCGCACCACCCCCACCCCAUCUACGGCGGUCACCACGGCAACGGGCGGCAGCUCCGGCAGCAGCAGCAGCAGCAGCAGCAGCAGCAGCAGAACCAGCCGCAGGGGCAGCAGCCGCAGCCGGGGCCGCAGCUGAUGCCCGUCACGUCCCCGCAGAUGCAGGACAGCAUCGAGCUGAGCCUCACCCACCACCACCACCUGGGCCAGUCUUCCAUCAUGCCCCCCCCCAGCUUGGACUCCAGCCAGUACGGCUCCUCCAGCCUGCACCUGGGCCUCUCUGCCUUUCGGACUAGGACAGUCAUGGCCCCCCAGCCCCCGCCCCCGCCGCCCCCCACGGCCUCCCAGCAACAGUUGCCCCAGCCCCCCCCCUCUCAGGACAGCAUGGUAGCUGCCUCCGGGCUGGGGUACAUCCCUCCCUGUUACCCUGGCAACAACAAUAACAACCCGCCCCAGGGAAGCGUUGGGGUGGGGGGCAGUAUGUUAACCGGGGGCGUCCCGCCCAGGGGAGUAGGGGGCGGGGGUAGGCCCGAUUCCGAGGAGUCGGCCAUGAUGGGGGUUUGCGGUAGCGGAGGGGGGGGUGGGCAGAACGCGGCCAACUCUUGAUAAAUCUUGAACAAAUUCCAAAAGCCAUACAAAAUUUUAAAGUAACAUGACAACAACUACACCGACAACUGACAUCACACGCAGACAGACACGCACGCACGCACACACACACACACACACACACACACACCUGUGCGCACGACACGCUCAAACACACACAUGCACACACACACAGACACUCGGAUAUACAGAGACAAACUUGUGAAAUAUCAGAGGAGGUUUUUGCUUUGCAUGGGGAGAGGGUUGAGGGAGGGUUUACGGGGGGAGGCUUGAAACCAUUUUUCUUUUCUGUUUCUUUUUUCCUUUUUCUUUAUUUGAAGGGGAGGAGAACGGGGGGCUUAAGUAGUCGAAAACCAGAAAGUUUCAGAAAGUUUGUUUUUAUUAUUAUUAUUAUUAUUAUUAUUAUUAUUAUUUGAUUUUAUGUGAUUUCAGAACAGGUUUGCAGCGAGAUUGGUGGUUUGUUGUUGUUUGGGGUUGUAUUUGGAAAUUGGAAGCGGUGGCGGGACAGGACAGGAUUGGAAAGUGUUUUGGGAUGUGAAGAGAGGACAGCGGAGGAGCGAGGGAAUGCCCUAUGCUUUUUUUCUUUCGUUUUUUAAAUCUCUUUUUUUAUUUUGUUUUUUCUGAAGUCUAGGCGUAUAAUUGUAAAUUGUUAAUUUAUUAAAAGUCACUACAAUGAGGAGGUAAAUGUGGGGAUGGGAGAGAAUGAAAAUGAACAGUAUGCUUUUUCUGGGUUUGUUGCUUUAUUUAUUCAGUGUUUUAUUUUUUAUUUUUGUUUUAUUUAUUUUUUGUUUGUUUUUGUUUUUUUACUUUCCUGAGGGACAAACGACACCUUAUUACAUACACAAGACAGACAAAACAAAAUGGGUUUCUGUAUUUAUUUUUUAUUUUAUUUUUUUCCGUUUUGGUCGAUUUUUCUCAUACUUUUGUUACAUUUUUUUAAUGUUUCAAAUCUUCUCUCGCUUGACAACACUGGCUUAUAUUUCAAACUAUGAAUACAAAUCAAAUAAAAUGAGGAAAAAGUAGUCGCCACACGGUGGGGAAAAAAACACACAAGGAGGGGGAGGCUAAAACACUUCGCCGAUAUGAGCCGCUUUUUAAGGAGAGGGGGAAUAAGACAAAACGACACAAAGGAGGAAAAAAUACAAGAAAACGACGAAAAAUGAAAACAUUUUGCCUGAAGGAAAAACCAAAAUGCUUCCCUGUUGUUUGUUUAAAAUAAUAGUCUGCCUUCUGUUUCACCAUCUCACCACCUGACUCUUUCGUUUCGGACGGAAAUCUACAACAACGACAACAAAAAAAGUAACACAAAAACAACGACAACAAAAAAAACACAUUGUGGGUUGGAUUAACUCUGGAUACGCUAAGCCAAAUCUUGCUCACGAUUUCUGUUGCUGCCCCUUUUUCUGUUGUACGGAAGAGAGGGGGGGUGGUCAUCAAUAUUUAGCAGGAGGGAGGGGUUCAGUAGAUUGAGGGGACAGUUUAAUGCCCUCCGACCCCUACCCCGCCCCCUCUCACUCUGACUUCACCUUUUACCACUCCUCCUCCUCCCUCUUUUCUUUCUCCUCUCCUCCCCUGCCCUCCUUCACAACACUCUGUGAGUGCUGUUUGCCAUCGAGUCAAAAAAAAAAAGAAAGAAAAAAAAGAAACUACUCUCUCGGCUGCUAUCUCCACUUUCAACCAUGUUCGGAUUGCUGCUAAAGAAAAA
Anguilla rostrata (American eel) is the source of this 6690-nucleotide messenger RNA. RefSeq names its product dual-specificity tyrosine-(Y)-phosphorylation regulated kinase 1B (gene dyrk1b). Gene Ontology annotation, biological process: peptidyl-threonine phosphorylation; protein autophosphorylation; peptidyl-serine phosphorylation. The transcript has 11 exons. Gene Ontology annotation, cellular component: nucleus. The coding region runs from base 2469 to 4985 and encodes 838 amino acids. The record is from RefSeq and is a predicted model, not a curated record. Lineage: Eukaryota; Metazoa; Chordata; Actinopteri; Anguilliformes; Anguillidae. Gene Ontology annotation, molecular function: transcription coactivator activity; ATP binding; protein serine/threonine kinase activity.